This is a messenger RNA of Eimeria tenella, 1611 nucleotides long. RefSeq lists its product as uncharacterized. Bases 1 to 1611 code for a protein of 536 amino acids. The transcript has a single exon. Lineage: Eukaryota; Apicomplexa; Conoidasida; Eucoccidiorida; Eimeriidae. The record is from RefSeq and is a predicted model, not a curated record.
AUGGUGCUAGUAAGGAGCCCCAAACGCCCAGUGCCGUCUGGCAGCGGCAGCAGCAACGAGACGCAGCAGCAGCAGCAGCAGCACCCUAACAAAAUUCCUGCUGCUUCCUCAUACGUCCGCAGCCGCACAGCCUCAGCAGCAGCAGCAGCAGCAGCAGCAACAGCAGCAGCUGCAGAAGCCCGCAGCAGGGCCGGAAACGCUUCUACUCGACAGCAGCAGCAGCAGCAACACCAUCAGCAGCAGCACCACCACCAUCACCAGCAGCACCACCUGAAGCAGCAGCAGCAGCAGCAGCAGCAUCAAAUCGCCCCCAGUAUUAUUUCACCGUUACCGGCGCACCCAGGUUCUGCCUCUUCUGCCCCUAAAGAUUCUGCUGCUGCUGCUGUUGCAGCUCCAGCAGCAGCAGCAUCAGCAGCAAGUGACGCAUCAGAGCCACAACAGCAGCAAGAGCCUCUCAAGCGUUUGUCUGCUCAGGAUGAAUUGCUGCAGCCGUACCUGCAGUUGCAGCAGCAGCAGCAGCAGGAAGAGGAGCAGCAGCAGCAGCAGCAGCAGGAAGAACAACAGGAAGAAGAGCACCAGGAGCAGCAGCAGCAGCAGGAAGAAGAGCAGCAGCAGCAGCAGCAGCAGGAAGAAGAGCAGCAGCGGCAGCAGCAGCAGCAGCAAGAAGAACAGGAACACCAACAACAACUGCUGCAGCAGCAACUGCAGCAGCAGCAAGAGGAAUAUGAGGAUGAAGUCGUGGAUGGCGUCCCGAGAAGUGCUGCUGCUUUCCGCCACCAGUGGCAGCAGCAGCUGCAGCAGCUGCAGCAGCAGCUCGGGUGUAUGGACAGCGAGCAGCAGCAGCUGCAGCAAACCGUGGCCUUGGAGCAGCGCUCAACAGCAGCCAUUCGGAGCGCGGCCGCGCUGCUGCAGCAGCAGCAGCAGCAGCGGCAGCAGCAGCUGCAGCUGCAGCAGCAGCAGCAGCAGCGCGCGCAGCAGGAGCACGAGGCCUCAGAGAGCCGCUUUGUCUCUAUCCACACUGAAGCAGCAGCAGCAGCAGGGGGGACUGAGCUGCUGCAGCGGCGGCUGCAGCAAACUCAGGAAAAGAAGCAGCAGCUGCAGCAGCAGCAGCAGCAGAAGCACGAGCUGCUCUUCGCCCUCAGCAAAACAGAGUACAAGGCGCGGCAGCUGCAGCAGCUGCUGCAGCAGCUCAAGCAGCAGCAGCAGCAGCACCUAGACGAGCUGCAUCAGCAAGAGCUGCUGCUGUCUCUUGCUACUCGCUUCAAGAUAACAAAAAUCAGCAGCAGCAGCAUCACAGGCUUAACAGUGCCAGACCAGCGGCCUGCUGCUGCUGCUGCUGCUGCUGACAGAGCAGCAGGCCUCAAUGCUGCAGCAGCAGCAGCAGCUGACCGCAGCAGCCUGGAAGGGGACCUCACAGAAUGCGCGUCCAUUGUGCAGCUGGAGUUGCCGCAGCAGCAGCAGCCGCAGCAGCAGCAGCAGUCCGCAGCAGCAGCAGCAGAGCCCUCGGAAGCAGCAGAGCUGCUGUGGCAAGAGCUGCUGCAGCGCUCUCUUGCUGAAGAUAGACACGCAGCUUUUGUGCUGCAGCAGAUACGAGAGGCUUGCCUCUCCUAA